Molecule: messenger RNA, 3616 nt
Organism: Callithrix jacchus (white-tufted-ear marmoset)
Lineage: Eukaryota; Metazoa; Chordata; Mammalia; Primates; Cebidae
Gene: COQ8A
Product: coenzyme Q8A
Biological process (GO): ubiquinone biosynthetic process
Source: RefSeq, a predicted model, not a curated record
CGGAGCGCGUGGUGGGCGUCAGCGUGGCUGCAGUCGCGCAAAGGCGGCUGGAAGGUGACCGCGGAACCCAGCUUCCUGCAGCCGGGUAAGGCUGCCACCCGCCGGCCCGCCGCGUGCAGGAGCGCCGUCUGGCUGCGGCCAGAGCCAGGCUUAACACCCACCUGAGCCCUUCUUGCAUUCUCUUCAUGUGACAGCACGGCUUCCCCUGGCGAGUUUCGCGGGCCGCGAGCUUCAGGUCGGACGCAGUGGGCGCCCCGCAGGUGCAGGGUGGGUCCUCUGCAGCUGUCUCCCGUCCCUGUGUCCACCUCAGCCCCUCGAUCCUGCUUCGGUGAGAAGACGAGGGCCGCGUGCAGAACCUUGGGUCCCUGGAACACGCCCGCUGCCUGCCCGACCGCCUUCCCGCUGCUAAUCACCCGCUGCCCGUGCCCUUUGGUCGCCAGUACAGCUUUCCUGCCUCGCUUUCUAAUGUUGUUCCUAACUCCCAGACCCUCUUGCACUGUGUGUGGGUCUUGCGGCUCUAACUGCCCCUGGCUGCAGGUUUGGGUCCGAAUUUGACUACCUUGACUGGAGCCAGCUGUUGGGCUUCACAGCCCUGAAGGAUGGCUGCCAUACUAGGAGACACCAUCAUGGUGGCCAAAGGCCUUGCCAAGCUGACCCAGGCAGCUGUGGAAACCCACCUGCAGCACUUGGGCAUUGGAGGGGAGCUGAUCAUGGCGGCCCGGGCCCUGCAGUCCACGGCUAUGGAGCAGAUUGGCAUGUUCUUGGGGAAAGUGCAGGGUCAGGAUAAACGUGAAGAAUCUUUUGCUGAGAACUUCGACGGCCCAGAAGGGGAGUUCCACUUCUCAGUCCCGCAGGCAGCCGGAGCCUCCACAGACUUCUCUGCAGCUUCCACUCCCGACCACUCGACUCCACCCCUGGAUCAUGCCCACAGCGAGGGCCCAGCUCCUGCCUACAUGGCCAGUGGACCCUUUAGGGAAGCUAGGUUCCCCGGCCAGGCUGCCUACCCUCUGGGCAGGGUAAACGGGAGGCUCUUUGCAAACCCCAAAGACUCAUUCUCUGUCAUGGGCUUUCAGCAAAGGUUCUUUCACCAGGACCAGUCCCCUGUGGGGGGCCUCACAGCUGAGGACAUCGAGAAGGCCCGGCAGGCCAAGGCUCGUCCCGAGAACAAGCAGCACAAACAGAUGCUCAGCGAGCAUGCUCGGGAGCGGAAGGUGCCCGUGACGAGGAUUGGGCGGCUGGCCAACUUUGGAGGUCUGGCCGUGGGUCUGGGUUUCGGGGCACUGGCAGAGGUCGCCAAGAAGAGCCUGCGCUCCGAGGACCCCUCAGGGAAGAAGGCUGUGCUGGAUUCCAGUCCCUUCCUGUCUGAGGCCAAUGCUGAACGCAUCGUACGCACGCUCUGCAAGGUGCGCGGCGCAGCGCUCAAGCUGGGCCAGAUGCUGAGCAUCCAGGACGAUGCCUUCAUCAACCCCCACCUGGCCAAGAUCUUCGAGCGGGUGCGGCAGAGUGCGGACUUCAUGCCAUUGAAACAGAUGAUGAAAACUCUCAAUCACGACCUGGGCCCCAACUGGCGGGACAAGCUGGAGUACUUCGAGGAGCGGCCCUUUGCCGCUGCGUCCAUUGGGCAGGUGCACCUCGCCCGCAUGAAGGGCGGUCGAGAGGUGGCCAUGAAGAUCCAGUACCCUGGCGUGGCCCAGAGCAUCAACAGCGAUGUCAACAACCUCAUGGCUGUGCUGAACAUGAGCAACAUGCUUCCAGAAGGCCUGUUCCCUGAGCACCUGAUCGAUGUGCUGAGGCGGGAGCUGGCCCUGGAGUGUGACUACCAGCGGGAGGCUGCCUGCGCCCGAAAGUUCAGGGAGCUGCUGAAGGGCCACCCCUUCUUCUACGUGCCUGAGAUCGUGGACGAACUCUGCAGCCCACACGUGCUGACCACAGAGCUGGUUUCUGGCUUCCCCUUGGACCAGGCCGAAGGGCUUAGCCAGGAGAUUCGGAAUGAGAUCUGUUACAACAUCCUGGUUCUGUGCUUGAGGGAGCUGUUCGAGUUCCACUUCAUGCAGACAGACCCCAACUGGUCCAACUUCUUCUAUGAUCCCCAGCAGCACAAGGUGGCUCUUUUGGACUUUGGGGCAACACGGGAAUAUGACAGGUCCUUCACCGACCUCUACAUUCAGAUCAUCAGGGCUGCUGCAGACAGGGACAGGGAGACUGUGCGGGCAAAAUCCAUAGAGAUGAAGUUCCUCACGGGCUACGAGGUCAAGGUCAUGGAGGACGCCCACUUGGAUGCCAUCCUCAUCCUGGGGGAGGCCUUCGCCUCUGAGGAGCCCUUUGAUUUUGGCACCCAGAGCACCACUGAGAAGAUCCAUAACCUGAUUCCCAUCAUGCUGAGGCACCGUCUUGUCCCACCACCUGAGGAGACCUACUCCCUGCACAGGAAGAUGGGGGGCUCCUUCCUCAUCUGCUCCAAGCUAAAGGCCCGCUUCCCCUGCAAGGCCAUGUUCGAGGAGGCCUAUAGCAACUACUGCAGGAGGCAGGCCCAGCAGUAGGGCUGGGGCCCAGACCAGCUCCGAGGGCUUAUCUGAAGAAACUCACAGCCACCCUCAACAAAAUGGACUCCUCCUUGGGAAGCGUCUCCAGCCCUGGGAUGGACACUUUACUGUGACUUAGGGAGGGACAGGAUUAUACCAGGAAUAAAAGCACUUUUAGAAACUGUUUUCUGGAUCUUCAAAAGCUACAACACUCCUUGUACCCUUUCAGAUGGAAGGGAUCAGGUGUAGAAUCAUAUAUUUCUACAUUUAUCUGAGGAAGACAAAGUACAAUAAAAAGUGAGAAGCGUUCAAAUUCUACCACUAGGAAAAGAGACGUCUUGGGUAGAGAGGAGUUAGCCUUUUGCUGCUGCUGCUGAAGUGGCUGCAAAUGUUUGGUGCCCAGCCCACACUCUGGAACAGCAAAACCAGGGUCUGCAAAUGUCUUCUAAAGCUCCCCAGGUGACUGGAGCCUACGACCAGUUUGAGGACAGGGCAAUAAAGGGACCUCUCCUCUCCCUCUAAAAAUGUGAGCUUGAGGCCUUUCUACCCUUUACAUUACUUAGCUGGGAGACAGACAAGAAACAACACAUUUCUUUAAAUUAAAUCAUCUCUCUUAUAUAUGCAUCCAUCUUUUGUUGAAUACAAGAGGCUUCUUUUGACUAUAUACAUUCAGUAUUUAACUUCGACAUUUAUGUAUUCAUUUAAACUCUGUAUUGUAGUAAAAUAUGCAUUGUUUUAAUUCAUAAGGAUUUCCUGGCAACAAUCAGGUUGACUCUCACCGUGGUUGCUGAGUACAAGAGCUUGGUGAGCCACUCCAGGGAUGGAUUCUCCCCUUUGGAUGCAGAGAAUUGGGACUAUAAUGAGACUCUACUGUGAAAACAAAAUCUGUCUAAUCUUAUUCUUAUCACUUACAUUUGUGUAAUCCGUCUAUUUAAGCUACCUUUGGGGGAGGAAUAAAAUGUUACUGAAAGCAACUCUAAGUGCAUGGAAUGAAAUCAAUGUUAAAUCUAAGCUGCUAUGGAAAGUCUAUCUUUGCUGUUGCUGUUAGGCUGGGGGCAUGGAUCUGAGAGUCAGGUUGUCAGAACUUCUGAAUC